CAAUAAAAAACACCAUUUUAUUUUCUAUAGCUUCUCUUUUUCUAUUACAAAUGCAAAACCUCUCACAUCUUCUUCACUGAUUAAAAAGACCAACCAACCAGCCAGCCGCCGUUAUAUUACAGUCCUCAAAAGUACAGCGGCCGGAAGGUUAUUAGGGUUCAGGCGAUGGCAUCGGAGGAUGUGAAGUCAAGAAGCGAGAGUGCAGUUUCGACGAUCGUAAAUCUGGCGGAGGAAGCCAGAGAAGGAGUUAAAGCGCCUAGCGGUCAUGCUCUUCUUAGUAUCGCUAAGUCCUUAGUUGCCGGUGGUGUUGCCGGCGGCGUGUCGCGAACUGCUGUUGCUCCUUUAGAAAGACUAAAAAUUCUGCUUCAGGUUCAGAAUCCUCAUAGUAUAAAGUACAAUGGUACAAUUCAGGGCUUGAAAUACAUAUGGAGAACUGAGGGUUUCCGAGGAUUGUUUAAAGGCAAUGGCACUAAUUGUGCUCGUAUUGUUCCAAACUCUGCAGUCAAGUUUUUCAGCUAUGAGGAAGCGUCCAAGGGUAUCCUAUGGAUGUAUAGGCGUCAAACUGGAAACGAUGAUGCGCAGCUUACUCCAGUUCUACGUCUCGGAGCUGGUGCAUGUGCUGGAAUUAUUGCCAUGUCAGCAACUUACCCAAUGGAUUUGGUCCGGGGUAGGUUAACUGUCCAGACGGAUGCAUCUCCACAACAGUACAGAGGAAUCUUUCAUGCUCUUACAACAGUCCUCAAAGAAGAAGGUCCCCGGGCUUUAUACAGAGGCUGGCUGCCUUCCGUCAUUGGAGUAGUUCCAUACGUCGGUCUAAACUUUGCAGUGUAUGAAUCCUUAAAAGACUAUUUGCUCAAGAACAACACUUUUGGAUUAGUUCAAGACAAUGAGUUGAGUGUGACAACAAGGCUUGGAUGUGGAGCUGCUGCUGGAACUAUCGGUCAGACAGUUGCUUACCCUCUUGAUGUUAUCAGAAGAAGAAUGCAAAUGGUAGGUUGGAAGGAUGCUGCUUCAGUUAUCACUGGUGAUGGGAAGAGUAAAGCACCUCUUGAAUAUACCGGCAUGGUUGACGCCUUCAGGAAAACAGUUCGACAUGAAGGGUUUGGAGCAUUGUACAAGGGGUUGGUUCCCAAUUCAGUGAAGGUAGUUCCAUCUAUAGCAAUUGCAUUUGUGACAUACGAGAUGGUGAAGGAUAUUCUUGGAGUUGAGGUGAGGAUAUCAGACUAAUGGCUCGGAUAGAUAAAUGAACUUCCGUGCUUCAUUCAGUAGAGGAAAAAGGGAAUAUUAGGUCAGCAAUUUGAGGUUAUCUCAACUCCAGUUAUCAAGAAAUUUUUUUAGGAGCCGGCGUUUAGCAUAUGUUAAUAUAUUCCUUUCAUCUUAUAGUUAUUUCUAUGUAAACCCAUAGUUUUUUGUUGAUGUUCUAUUUAUCCUUUAUGCCAAUAAGUAUUUGCGAGUCAAUGAUGCUGCGCUUGCAUUCCAUUAGGUUUUUUUUAGAGAAUUUUAAAACAGUUUCACAUGUUCUAAAUGUGACGCCUAGUUUAUUUAUUAGGAUUUGACAUUUGUUUCUUCGAGUAUUUUUCUAUUUGGUGUUGUAGUUCUGUAUACAUUUUUCUUCCUUAAUAAGUUUCAAAUAUAAUUCAGAUGAUUUAAAUAGUUUA
Messenger RNA from Mercurialis annua (annual mercury), 1658 nucleotides. Its product is annotated as mitochondrial adenine nucleotide transporter ADNT1-like. Gene Ontology annotation, biological process: transmembrane transport. The transcript is spliced from 8 exons. The coding region runs from base 166 to 1227 and encodes 353 amino acids. Lineage: Eukaryota; Viridiplantae; Streptophyta; Magnoliopsida; Malpighiales; Euphorbiaceae. The record is from RefSeq and is a predicted model, not a curated record.